Molecule: messenger RNA, 8836 nt
Organism: Galleria mellonella (greater wax moth)
Lineage: Eukaryota; Metazoa; Arthropoda; Insecta; Lepidoptera; Pyralidae
Product: frequenin-1
Exons: 9
Coding region: 541-1104 (187 amino acids)
Molecular function (GO): calcium sensitive guanylate cyclase activator activity; calcium ion binding
Source: RefSeq, a predicted model, not a curated record
GGUUCAGGCCGCGCUGCGCUACGCCGCGCGUGUUACAUAACAGUGGCCGGAGGGCGCCGCCGAUUUCUACUCGAGCCGCCCUCGCGUGCGGACCUCUCGAUCCCCUCUCGGAACCCGCGUAAUACGAAAUUGCACCCUCGCGCCUCGUCACGUUAGCUUCGGACGUGUGCUGCGAUACCGUGACUCUCCUCGCGACUGUCCGCGGCGACUUCCCGCGUUCAACAGAUAAUUUUUGUUCACAGAACACCUGAAAGACGUUUUAUAAACUUUAAUAGUCGGUUGUUAGCUUCCCACUUCGCAGCGAAGGCGAUACCGAAAGAGAUUCGUGAAGGGAAAUAGAUUGUGAAACGUAUUUGUUGUGUGCCACUAGUGUGAUGGAGUGUCAGUGUGCGCUUUACUUGAAGAUAGACAAUAAACAGUUACAGUGAAAGGUGGCAAAGGUGGUGACCGGUCGAAUAAUAUGUAAUACGUCACAAUUGUGACUAACCACAGACAAUACGCUGUGCGAGUGGCAACUAGUGGGUUAAGCUCCAAACGAAGAUGGGCAAGAAGAAUUCGAAACUCAAACAAGAUACGAUCGACAGACUGACGAGCGCCACUUACUUUACUGAGAAGGAAAUACGACUUUGGCACAAAGGAUUUCUAAAGGACUGUCCAAACGGACUUCUCACUGAACAGGGAUUCAUAAAGAUCUACAAACAGUUCUUCCCCCAAGGUGACCCCAGCAAGUUUGCGUCACUAGUGUUUCGAGUAUUCGACGAAAACAAUGACGGUUCCAUCGAGUUCGAGGAAUUCAUACGAGCAUUAUCGGUGACGUCACGGGGAAAUCUUGACGAAAAACUACAUUGGGCGUUCCGACUUUACGACGUGGACAACGAUGGUUACAUUACAAGAGAAGAAAUGUAUAACAUAGUGGACGCAAUCUAUCAGAUGGUGGGUCAGACGCCGCAACCAGAGGACGAGAACACACCGCAGAAACGCGUAGACAAAAUUUUCGAUCAAAUGGACAAAAACCACGACGACCGUCUCACACUGGAGGAAUUCCGUGAAGGCAGCAAAGCGGACCCGCGUAUCGUUCAAGCAUUAUCUCUUGGAGGCGAUUAAUCUAUGGUCAUCCUCUCGCCGGAUUUCACAUUUACUUAAGAGAGCUACUAAUGACUCCGCCGCGUGUAAUUAAGUACUUGAUUUACAAAAAUAUAACAAUAACAGUCAAACUAUAUAUAUAUAUAUAUAUAUAUAUAUAUAUAUAUAUAUAUAUAUAUAUAUAUAUAUAUAUAUAUAUAUUACUUCUAAAUUUGCUUUCACGUGGAUAUAUUUAGAAUAAAAUUAUAUUUUUGCUGAAAUCUAUUCUUCGCCAUCGUAAGUGUAAUUUAAUAAAAAUAUUUAAGCACAUAAUAGUUUAUUUUACAUAUAUUGAUAUCGAUGAUUUUCAAUUCAAAUUGUGAGAGACUUGAUGUGUCUUAUUUAUAUUUAUAUUUUUAGAAGAAACUCACUUUGAGUUUCUUCUUUACAUAUAGGAUAAGAUUUGUCUAUUGUAACGUUAUAACACACUUCCGCUCACUCUAUUAUUCUUUGCCAUGUAUUCAUAAUACAUUUAUUUUUUUUUUUAUUUUAAUUCAAUUAUCUACUUUUAUUUUUCUCACCACUAAUUGUGGGAUAAUUUGCCCACACGCGGCGGAUGUUUGAUUACAAAUAAUUGUAACAUUUGCCAAUAGGAACGGCGGGCAAAGUGCGAGGCUUAUUAUUUCUAUAUUACUUAUACAAAUCUUUCCCCUAUGUUAGCUUAUUGUGGUGUGCUUUAUUGUUACUAUCUGUCCUGAUUGUACAAUCAUGGUUUUAAUAAGUACUUUGUCUGUAGUCGGUAAACUUUAUUUAUAUUUUACGGAAAUGUGCACUUAGAGGAAAAAAUAUGUGUAACGUAGCGUGUAACAAAAUUCAGUGUACAUCUAUGAACUAACAGAGACAGUAAAGUAGGUACAAUAUAAAAUUUAUUGUUUAUUCUUGUACCUAUACAAAUACACUAUAUCUUAUAUUCUUUCAUCACCUAAUAAUGAUUGGUGAAAUAAAUACUUACGUCUUAUUAUUGCUUUCCAACUUACACUGUUCACAACGCUGAUAUGUCAGUAAUUUUGAAAAUUUCCUACCCCUUCGCUGAAUAGAAACAGCAUUUCUCGCUCCACCAGACAGGAGCAGUUGACUGAUUCUCUUUCCGACAUAUUUAUUAUAUAUGUAAGAAAUAUUUUAGGCGUUGAAACAUGAAUAUUUAUCACUUGUUCAUAUGCACUGUUGUUUUCACAUUUUAAUUCGUAGAAACUAAAAACUGUUCGAACAUAUACGACAAUUUGUUAUUGUCAAUAGCGAUAUUUUUGGCAACACAUUAUUAUCGCUAACAAUUUCUAAAAAUACAAUUUGUAUAAUUAAUAUAGUGUAUCUGUAUAUGUAAAACAUAAUAGCUAAGAAGAAAUAUAGUAUAGUAAAACCAGGCUCCAAACCAGAGUAUAACUGCACUCAUUACUGAUGUUUCUAUUUCUUAAACUAUUUAGAUACUUAAGGAGCUUUUUAUCAUAAAGUUUAUUUGAUUACUUAUUCUUUAAUAACUAAUAUAUAUUUCGUUGUCAAAUUUAUUCACCUCUAUCCCAUGCCAUACUUAUUUUCAUUUCUAUUUCAUAUUUUUAUCUUUCGUUACCUUUUCUAGCUUCAUUAGUAAUGCAUGCAUUGUAUAAGUUUAAUUAAAAAUGUGUCUGUUAUAUGUUACCAUUGCUAAUUAAAACAAAAUUAUUCCCACUUACAAAUUGUUAUUACUUAUAGUAAAAUAUUAUUUUGACUGAUUGACGACUUAAAUAUACCGAUAGAGGCUUUAUAACUUUAUUUAAUACUUACGCUAGCAUGUUUUAAGUACUAACGUAAAUGUAUAUAAUAUUGCAUUAUCUGUAAUCAUUUUGGCCAUAUAAGUAACAGUAACUAAUUGAUUAUAAAACGUUUUAAAACAAUAAUCUUGCUCUCGAUUACCUUAAAAUAUUAGGUUGAAAAAACCUUCCAAAAUUUCAAUCCAAAACCUAUUGAGCAUAUCCUUGCUAUUCGACCUGAGUACGUCUCCUGUUACAUCACGAUAUUAAUACCCAUUACGUUGUUUAUUUAUAACACGGAUAUACGAGUAGAUGACUGUUUAAUAUGGUACAAGAGGUUUAAAAUUCCACCAGUUCAUAUUCGAUCCGUGAUGUAAUUGGGUGCAUACUCGACCCAAAUAGAUAAGAAAAUAUAUUUGAAUACGACCGAACUGUCUGUAAUAGGAUAUGUAUUUUAAAUUAAAAAUUUUAAAUGUAAUAUAACAAAGUACAACUCCCACAGCCCAGCAUUGUUUCAGAAUUUGUAUGUUAAUGUCGGUUAUAGUUGAGACAAUACACAUACCUAAGAUCAACUCUGAAUUUUGAAUACAUUGUCGAUUGUUGGUGUAAAUAUUACUUAUUUAUAAUUUAAUUAAUAUAAUAUUACGAUAGUUACGGGAAGUAUAAGAGACAAAAGUUGUGUACUCUCGCCAUUUAUUUCGUGUUGGCAAAUUGAAUGAUGCUCUAAUUGAAGUAAAUGAUGAACAAAACCUGUACUGAACUGAUUCUCUGGUAAUAUCAAUGAUCUAAUAGGUGGCAUUGAAGGGGGCGCCAAACUAAUAUCAAUAUAUAUUAUAAUUAAAUGUCACAAUACCUCUAAUAUCUUUUUAAUCUAAACUAAUACACAUUUAUCAUAGACUAUAUAUAUUAGUUCAAAUUUCCUAAUGUUAUUUCGUAACACAACGUUAUAUCUACUUGGUUUAAAUUGUCACAUUACAAAGUACAACUAAAUACAACAAGCUGGUUAUCAGUUUAUUAAACACAGGUUGUUGAACUGAAGUCGAAUAAAUUAUUGAUUUAUCGUAGACAAGAUAACUUACUAUUAAUUAUAAUCUCCAAUUGUUAAUGCAUUAAUAUAAAUAAAGUAAUAAAUAAUUAUUUUAAAAUAUACACAUAGAAACAAAUUUAAAGGCCCACUUCUGUUUGGUUUAUAUCUAUGUACAAUUUUCGUUUUCGAUGCGUGGGGAAUUGAAAAUUAUUUUAGAUAUUCGCUAAAACUAAAAUAACAACUACCAGAUAUAUGGAUUAAAUUGUAUUGCAACUUGUCUGUCUACGAAAUCACUAUGAGGUUAACAAUCGAUAAAGCCAAAAUCGUAAUUUCUAUCUUCACACUAAGUCAAGUAUUAACUUGUUUAUUGACAUGCUAUUAGGGACCCUCUCCUUGAUUCUACCAAACCGCAAUAUUAGCAAAGAGAUUUAGGCUCUUACAAGUUACCUCGUUUAAAUCAACACAGUAUAAAACAAAAACAGCAGAUUCAGUACAUAAUAAUAUAAAAAUAAGUCAUUUAUUAAAAUUUAAACAUUAAUUGUAAGUGUUUACAAUUGUUUAAAAUUGUUUAAGGUUUGCAUUUUUUAGUCAAUCCAGAACGUAUAACAUUAUUUUUCAGCACAAUAUCAACAUAGAGAGCUAAUCAGAAAAAUAAAAGUUAUUUGUAAAUGAUAAAGCACUCUAAGAAACAAAAAAUGAGACAUCAUAGUUUAUUAUACUUGACACAUGGAGUAACUAAUCACAGAGCCAUCAGCCAGCAAAAUAUCUGUAAUAGCAAAAUAAAUUUACUGUUCUGUUUACUAUUCACACAAUUAACCGUUUAACAGUUUGGUUUGUGGCGAUUGACGUAUCCCUAAAUUUUUAUAGUUCUGACUAUGACCAGUAUUUUUGAAAUAUUAUAUAAUAAAUUUAGAUACGAACACAAAUUCUCUGUCAGGUAAAAAGGUGACUUACAUUGAACCUUGACUACCGACACCGUGACCUGCAGCUGUGCCUUGGUGUGUUACCAUCUGCCGAUGCCCUUUCAAUUGUAUAUGCACGAAAACGACGUAUUAUAUAAGAAACAGGAAAUCAAAACUUAAAAAAUAUACAGUAUACAUGUAUCUUGUUAAUGUACUCAUAAGUCCCAACUAUAAACCGCAAUCGUAUAAUGACAGUUGACAUUUAUAACACAACUUACUCGCCCCCUUCAUUGAUUUUUAUAAUGCACUCGAAUUUAAAGAUAAGAUUUACUUGCCUGAAAACAAAUAAUAUCCGGGUGAGAGGGAGAGAUGAUUAGCGUCGCAGGACGCUUUAAAAAAUAUUUCAAAAUUGGUUAUACUUACAUUGGUAAAUUUUAUUGAAAUCUAUAUACCUAACUUACAUCAUAAUAUUAUUAAUCCUUAGAUUAUAUAGAUAGAACAUCGAGUCUCAAAAACGAGUCAACUUUUUGUCAGCUAAUUGUCAAAUUAGCUGACUCGUUUUUUAUCAGUGUUCUAUAGAUAUAUAAUACAUACGCACAUAAUGUAUCUUGAUGUAUAUAUAUUUAAUUAUUUAAUAAAGAAAAUGAGUUUUUACGCAUUAAAAAGUUGCAAACAAUAUAAAACAAAAUAAAAAUAGAAGUUAUAAAGGAAACACUCAACUAUUUAUUAUCACGCAAAAUUGUAUGACAAAGUUGACCCGCUUUUCUUGAAGCGUCUGUAUGGAGACACUAUCUAUAUAAUCUAACUAUUAAUUCUUAUGAAAAUUAUUAAAGUAUCAAACAACAUCGAAAGUUGAGCGUUUUCAAAAAUUUGUUACCCAUUUACUUAAGAUUAAUUUUUUUAAAGUAUUUUAGUGUAUUUACUGAGCGUUAUAAUAAUUAUGGAUGUAUUAUAAGCACGAAUUAUAAGUAACUUGCUAUGAACAUUUACGUUAAUAAACCUAGUACUUAAGUACAGGAAGAGAUCAGUAUAUCUAAACUUUGAAAACAAAUCUUUGGAUUGUUAAUUUACAUAAAAUCUUCAUCUAUAAUGACUCUAGCAUUUACAUUUUCUAAAAAAAAUAUGUUACUGUUGAUAGUUGCAAUAUAUUAAACAAUUACUUAUGCUCCAUUAAAGUUAAUAUGCAUUUAAACUUUAUAAAAUUUGAGAAUUACUUGUUUCGGGUUUUUACAGGCCCCAUAGUUAAACAAAAACACAAAUAUUCUCUUACUAAAUAUAUGUUUAACAUGUUGCGAAGUUUACAAAAGUAUAAAAAUUGCAUGUUUACAAUUUUUGGAGGCCACAUUAAAAAAAAAACAACAUUUCUUAAUCCUAUAAACUGUUAUGAGUAAAACGUAAAUUUAAGAUAAUGACGUUGAUUCUAUGUAAGUGUGUAUUUAAUAACAUUUUGGAUAUGAAAUAAAGAAAAACAAUUCGUUAAUUAUUUAACAAGCGACGUUUUCGAUAAUGAAAUCUAAGUAUAGGUAGGUACAUAGUAAUGGGUGCCUACCCACAUAUUAUAUAACUAUAUGAUUAGAGGUAAGCGUAUAGCGAUGGCCGCUAGUGGAUACGACACGACUGUUUCAAAGAACGCUAGCAGCAAGACGCGUACGCGCGUCCUCUGCAGGUUUCAAUCAAGUGACAAAUAAAUUAUCUUUAAUAACGUACGUACUUUGUUCAUAAUAAUAUAAAAAAUAUCCAUGUACUAGAGACGUAGUGUGAUGACGUAGUUUAUGUAAUACUAUCUUUCCAAUAUAGCACUUUUCUCACAUGUUCAGAAAGCCGCAGGGUGCGUCAUGCCGUAUCGGUGGCCUAUGUACACUUUAUUCGGAGAGCACCAUUCUUUAUAUCGUCUUUGCCAAAUUUAGUGUACAAACAACUUUUGAAUACCUCUAGGUAUCUACAUCUCUCUCCAUCCUUUUUGGCGAAUUCUGAAAGCAUAUAUUUUGGAGGACUUUUGGAUAUUUCCGUUAGCUACUCUCAACAUAAUGUAGUAUUAACUCUAAGAAUCUACUUAAUAUAUAAGUAACUUAACUACAGCUUUAUAAGAAUUGUUAUCUUUUGCUUAAAAACUAAACUUUCUUAUGAUACUUGUAACGUAUUUCUAUAUAACUGUUUGCUGUUUAUAAAACUUCAGCUAUUUACUGUGAAAGCGUUGAAUGUUUGCUCGAAGUUUUUGAAAAAAAUAAGUAAAUUAAAAUGGUAGUUGCGAAUCACAAGUCAAUUUGUAUCUUUCGACAGUGUUUGUAGGGAUUAAGAUGCGUUUUUCAAACGAACUAGAGUAGGUAUUGUUGCGGGCUGUGCAUUUCAUAUAGAUUUAAGUAGCGAACCCUUGUUCUUAAAGCAGACCUUACACCUAUGAUAAGUUUCAACAAUUAUUAGCAAGCUCAGCUCAUUAUCGUCAAAACUAAUAAUAUUACAAGAUUUAUUGACUCUACUUAUCUGGUACGGGGUACUGUGUUUUUCUUAUGUUCAUAUCAUUAAGUUACAUUGAGUACAACCUAUUUAAAAAAAAUCUUUAUAUACACAAAUAUAGAAUGAAAAUAAAUAUGGACUCAUUUUGUUUACCAUACAAAAUAAAGUGGCCUAUUAAAACUGCUCGCAGGGCCCUACAUUUAUCUUGACUUCUGUUCCAUAAUGACGACGGUUCAAUCAAACUGAUUCUCUUUAGUUGAAAGACAAAGAAAUGAAAAAUAAUUCUAUUUAACUGUGAUCGAUUUAUUUUUAUGUGUAAAAAAUAUGUUUACAAGUCCAAAUUGUAAGGAAAAAUGAACAGUAUAAUAUCUCCGUAAGGUAUGUUUUUGAGAGAGGCUCGUUUAUGUGUAUAUGAGAUCACAUGUUGUUUACAUGACACUUUAAAACAGUUCUAAAUCUGUCAUCCUAAAAAUAAAUAUAGUAAUAAUAUUAUGGAGUGUACAAACUAACAUAUUCAAUUUAUUCGUAAACAACAACAAAUAUUAUAAAGUCGCUGUCGGCGUCUAUUUCUCCGCUUCUGAAUCAUGCAACGGAUUUAAUACUGGUUUCUUCUAGAUAAUUUACAGAAAGUUGUAUGUACAAUUUGUACCCGCGCUAAACAGGGAUGAGUUGCUAGUACUAAAUACAGUAGACAACAGGAAAAUUAACAAAAACUGCAUUCAAGCCCCUGCAAGCAAAGCGAUCGGUAAGCUGCAAGAAAACGUAUACAUAAUCCUUUAUUACUAAUGGUUUCAUUAACAUACAUAUUUAAAAACCAAAAUAAUAUUACGUAAAUGGUUCUAAAUUAAUUUUGAUCGUAUAUAAAUCAGAUUAAAUUAUCGCCUUCAGUACGUACAAUAUAAUAUAGCCCUCUUUGUCAAACUUAAGUAAAUAUUUUACUCUUCUUAUUAGUACAAUAUUUGAAUUAAACAUUUAUAUUCAAUCAUGUUUUAUAUAUGUACCUUGUACAUAAAGGAACCUCUUAAUUUAUAAUUGCACGUCUACUUACUUGAGUAAAAUUGUAAAAAAUCAGACCACUGAAAGGGCGCAAGUCCUUUUAAUAAGCUUGUUAUAUUUUGUACGCUUUACAUAGCAGCGAACUGAAUUUAUUUCACACCUAGUAUUUAGUGCACCUAGAUAUAAAUGAAUACCUAAUACUUCAUUUGAAGACCGAGGAAAGUCUUUUAAAAUCUUCUAUUCCCUAAAUAUAUUUUAUAUAUAAUAAACACAAGGUGACAUAGUUUACUUUAACUAUUACUUUUAACAGUUUAUUUAGGUACAUAACAAAUACAUACACAUCCUACUACUAUAUUACACAAAUACUAAACAAGUAACCAAAUUUAGUAAUUGUAAAAAUAUUUUGAACAUUCUUCUUAUAUUUUAAAGAUAAAUCAAUUAUAUCUACAUUGUUUUGUUUCUAUAUAUAAAAGUAUAAUAGUAAAAUGUAUUUAUACUUACUACAAACACAGAAGAAACCCUCCGCAGAUUAGCACUUAGAUACAUGACUAUUUCUUUAGAUGUUUAUUUACAUCAAUUAAUCAUUAAUAACAUAUAUAUAUAUAUAUAUA